UGUGUGUGUGUGUGUGUGUAUUUAAAGCUGUGUUGGGUCUCUCUGAAGUCUCAGAGCUGAACACUGAAGAUAACGAGAUGAACCGAGAGAUGCUUUACGCUGCACUGAUCAUCCUCCUGCUGCCCAUCAGCACCCAGAGUGGAGAUGUUUAUAACAACACAGUGAUUGUACAGGAUGAAGAGUCGGACGUCCUGCUGAACUGUUUACCCACACUCCCCAGCACUACACCCUUCACACUCCGCAUGGCUGACGGAUCUGCUCCUCCUCCUGACCUGAACUUUACAGUCGAUCCCAAACAGGGAAUUGUGAUCCGAGCUCCGAGGCCCAGCCACAGUGGAGACUACAUCUGCAGCGUGCUAGGGAACGCAGUGCGGCAACAUUCAUCAGUCUUCCAAAUCACCAUCAGGAAAAAAGUGCGUGUCCCUCCGGCUGUAUCUGUGGAGGUGGACGAGUGUGUCCGAGUCAUUGGAGAGAAACUGCAGCUCACCUGCAAUGCCACCAACCCCGAUCACUCCUUCAUCAUCAAAUGGCAACACUCCAACACUCAGACAUUUCUGGUUAAUAAGACAGUGAAGAGGAGCAGUGACAUGGUUCAGGUGAUAAGUGUGCUCACUCUUCCUCAUGUGAACAAACCCGAUUCCGGCAAUCUGACCUGCAUCGCCAAAAAUACAGCGGGGAAUAAAACCGCAACCGUCUCGCUCCGAAUCGCAGAGAAGCCGUACGUGUCUCUGACACCGCUGAAGCCGAGAGGUUUAAAUCCCACAGUGGAGCUGAUGGAGGAUGAGACACUGGACUUGAGGGUAGAAGUCGACGCUUAUCCCACCAUCCAGGACGGGAGGUGGAGCACACCACCAGCUACAAACACCUCCAACUAUGUGGAGACGCUCUCCACCAUCCACAGAAGUUACAGACAAGUCGCUUCACUGUCCAUAAAGAGAAUCAAAGCACAUGAGCGUGGCUGGUACAGCUUUAAUGCCCAGGGUGCCAAUAUUAAUGCCACAACUCACUUUAAAGUCCAUGUCUACCAGAAGCCGAGUGUCAUGAUUGAAUGGAGGAACGGUUCUUUAACCUGUUUGGCCUCAGGUUAUCCAGCACUGACUAUUUACUGGCAGCAGUGUGAGAAAAUGAACAACACCUGUGAUAGAAACAGAUCGUCUGUGGAGUUACAGUAUGAACAAUACACACUACAGCAACACGAUGAGUUCCAGUCCCACACAGUGCGGAGUGUGUUACUGACUCCCCUCAGCAACACCACGGUCAGGUGUGAAGCUGAGAACACUGCUGGAGUCGGGCGGAGCACAAUCAGCUUACCUCCUCUACUCUAUGUUUAUCAACCUCCACCUGAUGUCUGGACAUCUCAGAUGUUCCUCACCAUCAUCACAGCAACCUCAGUUAUAGCGACACUGCUCUUCAUUUUGCUGGGGGUUUGUGCGUACAGGUGUAAGCAGACACCGAAAUAUGAGAUCCGAUGGAAAAUCAUCGAGGUGAGUGAGGGGAAUAAUUACACGUACAUCGACCCCACUCAGCUUCCCUACAACCCCAAGUGGGAGUUUCCCCGAGACAGACUGACGUUCGGUCAGGUUCUGGGCUCUGGGGCGUUCGGUAAAGUGGUGGAAGCGACGGCGUUGGGUCUAGAGAAGGAUGACCACAUCACUCAGGUGGCUGUGAAAAUGCUGAAGUCCAGCGCUCUCUCAGAGGAGAAAGAAGCUCUGAUGUGUGAGUUGAAGAUUUUGAGUCAUCUCGGAUCUCAUGCCAACAUCGUCAACCUGCUGGGAGCCUGUACACAUGGGGGUCCCGUGUUGUUAAUAACGGAGUUCUGCAGUCACGGAGAUCUGCUCAACUUCCUGCGCAGGAAAGCGCCACUUUUUAUUAACUCAGUGUUCCACACACACGAGUUCUCCAACAUCUACAAGAACCUGACGAGGAACCUGAUGGAGAGACGCAACCAGAUCAACAGUUACAUGGACAUGCAGCCAGGUCAAAGGUCAAGAGACUGUACUCAGGGAGAGUAUAGCAGAGAAGCGAGAGAUCCAUCAGCACUCAACAUCGACCACCUGCUGAGGUUCUCCGCUCACGUGGCUCAGGGCAUGAACUUCCUCGCAUCCAAGAACUGUAUCCACAGAGACAUUGCUGCUAGAAACGUCCUCGUGUCCGACUCUCUGGUGGCGAAGAUCUGUGACUUCGGUCUGGCGCGUGACAUCAUGAACGACUCGAACUACGUUGUGAGAGGAAACGCGCGCCUGCCGGUGAAGUGGAUGUCUCCGGAGAGUAUAUUCGAGUGUCUCUACACGGUACAGAGUGACGUUUGGUCGUAUGGGGUUCUGCUGUGGGAAAUCUUUUCUCUCGGGAGAAGUCCAUACCCGGAUGUGGUGGUCGAUGCUCGGUUCUAUAAGAUGAUCAGAUGUGGAUAUCACAUGUCACAGCCGGAUUUUGCCCCUGCUGAGAUGUACAAAAUAAUGAAGAUGUGCUGGAGUCUUGAGCCGACCUCGAGACCGACCUUCAACCAAAUUGUCCAGAUGAUCAGAACGCUGCUGCCGGAAAACUCAGAGCAACAGUAUAAGAACAUUCAACAGGAGCUUGAACAGAAGUUUGACACGAUGAAUUGUGUAACAGUCAAAAUGAGCGAGACUCAUCAGGACAAAACUCCGGAAGAGCAGCGUCUGCUCACACACUCCAAUAACUAUCAGCUUUACUGACACUCAGGAACAUUGCAAACACCCGAAUUAGCGCUUUCUGUGUGUUACUGUUAGCAUUACAGGAUAAACCGAUGAAUUAAUGUGUAAUAACUUUCUGAGACCUACACUGUAAUAAACACCUACAAAAUAAUAACGUUUGAUUUUCUUCUCUCUCUCUCUCUCUGUCUCUCUCUCUCUCUCUCUCUCUCUCUCUCUCUCUCUACUAAAGAAUUCUGUAUAAUUUCAGCUUUAAACAGUUUUGUAAAUACGCGCACAUUUGUUUGUUUUUUUUACUGUAUUUUUUAGAAAUCUAAAAGCAGAAAAAAGUGACAUAAAGACUUUUUAGUUUGUUUUAUUUUCUCUUUAAAGAUAUUUUUGUUGUUUGAGUGAUUAUAAAUAUGAUCUUUUUAUAAAUUGUAAGGUCAAAAAUAUUCUGUCAGAAUAGCAAAGCAUACCAUAAAGGCUUUACAUGUUUAAAACGCAUAUACUACAGUAAAGUGUUUUAUUUCCUAACUCUGUACCUUUUAUUUACCUUUAUCUAAACAAAUCUUUACAAUAAAGUUUAUAUUUCACUAUAUAUAA
Messenger RNA from Ictalurus punctatus (channel catfish), 3257 nucleotides. RefSeq names its product colony stimulating factor 1 receptor, b (gene csf1rb). Gene Ontology annotation, molecular function: cytokine binding; ATP binding; macrophage colony-stimulating factor receptor activity. The coding region runs from base 78 to 2696 and encodes 872 amino acids. Gene Ontology annotation, cellular component: CSF1-CSF1R complex; signaling receptor complex. NCBI's taxonomy places the organism in Eukaryota, Metazoa, Chordata, Actinopteri, Siluriformes, Ictaluridae. The transcript is spliced from 20 exons. The record is from RefSeq and is a predicted model, not a curated record. Gene Ontology annotation, biological process: multicellular organism development; cell surface receptor protein tyrosine kinase signaling pathway; osteoclast differentiation.